AUGGAAGCCAAGCAGUCCAAGGAGGAGGAGAUGAAGAGACAGGUGAGGAAGAGUGCCGGGCGUGAGGACAGCUUGACGUCGGUGGAGCGGAUCCCCAACCACACAUACAAACAGUGGGGCUACAGCAGGCUGAGCCUGGCCCGUCUCAGCCUCAAGGAACCCCCAGAGGAACUGUGGGAUGUGCCGAAGCUUGAGAAGCUCAAUCUGUCGUUGAACUGCCUACGGGCUCUGCCCCCCACCCUUAGCAUCCUCAGCAACCUGGUGGUCCUCAACCUGUGGGGGAUCCAGAACCAGCUGACCAGCCUACCCCCGGAGAUCGGCCAACUCAGGCACCUCCGUGUCCUGUUCUGCUACAGCAACCAGCUGACUGAGGUCCCAGAGGAGCUGGGAAACUGCACUAGGCUGGAGGUCCUCAGCCUGACCAACAACAAGAUAUCUGGCCUCCCCGCUUCCUUCGCCAGCCUGAUCUGCUUGCGCAAACUCAACCUCAGCCACAACAAAAUUGUUCACAUCCCCGGCUGCAUCUACACCAUGAAGAGUCUGGUGUUCCUCCACCUGGCCUGCAACAGGCUGGAGUGCAUCGCCGAUAGCAUCGCGGCGCUGGUGGAGCUCAAGAUCCUCAUCGUGGAGGGGAACGAGAUCCACUCGCUCCCCAAGAUUAUCUGCUGCCUGACGCGCCUGGAGCUUCUCAAUGUGGACUUCAAUGACAUCCAGAACGUGCCCCAGGAGAUGCACCAGCUCAGCAGGCUGGAGAAGCUGGCCUGCCACCCCUUGGAUAAGGAGCUCCACAUCAUGCAAAACCCCUUGCAGGAGCAAAUCAAAGAAGUGCUGGAAGGAGACCUCACCACCCUGUUUAAUUAUCUCAAAUCUAAUUGAGACUGUUCCACAGAAGGAGGGAAAACUCCUGGUCUUGAUCCGUGUGCAUUUCAUCUGGGGACCCACUUUUGGUCUCCAUAAGAGAACUAAUGUACUUCCAUUGUUGUUGCUCAUGAGUAGGAUAAGAUUUUGGAGUGAUCCUCAACAUGCAUGAGAAAAUGGUGAGAAAAAGCUUAGAUUACUAUAUUUGAACUUUCUGUAGAUAACGAGACAAUGCAGAAGACUCUGCAACUGUGAUUAUGCUAAAAUGAUUAGGCUACUAAUGAAAUGACUGUAGUCCUGAUUCUAAGGGUGCUUAUAUAGAGUUCUACCUAGCAACUCUAUUAGCAUACAUUGGGACAUGUUAUCCUUAUAAACUCCAUAAAGCAACUUACAAGUGAGUGAAAGGCUCAGUGGAGCUAAACACAUUGUAUUGAAAUAGACUUGGACUGUUGGGAGGCCGGGUUAGAGGAAAUAGCUUAACGUGUAGCGGAGCUCUGACGUCAGAUUCUUCAUACUCUCUACCAGAGGAGUCCAGAGACGGGAAGAGGCCAUGUUUCAGGUCCCGAGUGAGAACACCUAACAAAGCCAGGGGCUGUUUGUUCUUAACAAGCAUUGGAUUUCUCCCUCAUUUGUUUUGUCUUGCUGUUGGGGGAGCGAGCCUGGUCGUUUCUCUGACCUGCUGCAUAUAACUUGUUGAUCCCGGUUGACCUCCACUCCCCCAGCCUCUCGUUUAGCUAUCUAAACUAUCCUUCCAGGAUUAAGAUCGGGAUGCUUCCAUUACAUCAACAAAAAGGUCAGCCUAGAGCCCAGCCGUGUUUGCUGCUGUAGUUACCGACCACGUCGUUUAAGGGCUACAAGCAAAAUGCUUUUGCCAGGCUCCAACCCCAGCCAGCUUGAAGGAUCACAUGCUAUACUGCGCACAGUCAAUGGAACUACAGUCUUAUCGUGGCUAUUGGAUUGACAUCUGGAUUGGAGUAGCAUUUACGUUUUUUAAUGUAGCACCUCAUUGCAUCUGAAGGUAGCAUUUACAAAACCAACCCAAUUAUGUGUUAUUUGCUGCCUGACUGUAAAGGAAGCUAUUUUAAAAUGUAGUCUUAUUGCGUAGGAUUGCCUUUUAGUGUGG
This is a messenger RNA of Oncorhynchus kisutch (coho salmon), 1981 nucleotides long. Its product is annotated as leucine-rich repeat-containing protein 30-like. The transcript is spliced from 2 exons. The coding region runs from base 1 to 876 and encodes 291 amino acids. The record is from RefSeq and is a predicted model, not a curated record. Gene Ontology annotation, cellular component: cytoplasm. NCBI's taxonomy places the organism in Eukaryota, Metazoa, Chordata, Actinopteri, Salmoniformes, Salmonidae. Gene Ontology annotation, molecular function: protein binding.